AUGGGACUUCUUCGGAACGCAGUGCUAUUUGUGCUGGCCAUCUCCUUCGUUGUCUUUGUGGCGUUUUUUGGCAGAUUGCCGGCCUUGAGGCAUACGCCCAUUGCAACAUUACACAGGAUCAUGCGGAUUCAUAUUCCAAAUGGUUUCUUGGCCAUCGACAGGCUUCUGACGGGAGGGAGGUUCUCAAGCUCGAUGUUGCGGUUCGGCAACUUUAUGAUGAAUGACCGUCACCCAACUGUGGUCAUCUUCUUCUUGGUCUUGCUUUCUGUCUCAGAGUAUUUAUUUCUUCCGACUGCGUGGCCCCAAAUUUCGACCUUCCACAAAGUUGCCGGGUCCAUCGCCAUCUUUCUGCCUUACCUUUUCCUUUAUCUUUCGGUCAUGACUGACCCAGGUUACAUCACUCACGAGAAUCAUGCCUACUACAUGUCGCUCUACCCCUACGACUGGUCAAUUUUCUUUCCCGGCCACGAGUGCAAGACCUGCGGUUUUCUCAAACCUCCUCGCUCUAAACACUGCAGCAUUUGCAAACGCUGCAUCGCGAAGCUAGACCACCACUGCAUCUUCAUCAACGGCUGCGUCGGCUACAAGAACCACCACUACUUCCUUCUGCUCCUUGCCACGACCGCCCUCCUCACGUCCUACGGUGGUUUCCUGGGCUUCUCCCUCCUGUCCAAGCGCAUUGCAACCGAGUACCCGACAUGGGCCUUGUGGCCGCCAAAAGGAAUGGAGAUCAAGGACUAUCUCCUCAUCUGGAAUUGGGCACUCCAGGACAGUGUUGGAAUGGGCGCAGUCACCUUGCUCGCUGCGAUGAUCUCACCAUUGGUCUGGGGAUUGUUCGCGUACAACGUUUGGCUCAUCUAUAGUGGCACCACUACGAACGAAUCACUUAAGUGGUCCGAUUGGAAGGCUGAGAUGGAUGAUGGCUGUGCCUUCAAACGGAAACUGCAGCCUAACCGAGUAAAGGAUAGACGGUACGAGCCGGAGCGAACGCGAUGGCCCCUCGAAUCACAGCAAGUGCUUGCAAGAACGGAUGACGGCAUGCCCCCUCCGUCGAACGUGUCCACGCAAUCGGAAUGGGAGCGAGUGUGGAAGUUGGCAGACGUUGAGAACCUGUACGACCUAGGGUUCUGGGACAACGUGGCAGACGUCUUCAUCCCCGACUACAAUUUUAAUGUUAAGCGUGACCAGCCGACUGUCGAGGCUGUCGGGCGACAGAGGCACUCAGCAAGAGGAGCGCCUUUAUAG
This is a messenger RNA of Colletotrichum gloeosporioides, 1245 nucleotides long. Its product is annotated as Palmitoyltransferase SWF1. Gene Ontology annotation, molecular function: protein-cysteine S-palmitoyltransferase activity. The transcript is spliced from 3 exons. NCBI's taxonomy places the organism in Eukaryota, Fungi, Ascomycota, Sordariomycetes, Glomerellales, Glomerellaceae. Gene Ontology annotation, cellular component: Golgi apparatus; endoplasmic reticulum. The coding region runs from base 1 to 1245 and encodes 414 amino acids. The record is from RefSeq and is a predicted model, not a curated record. Gene Ontology annotation, biological process: peptidyl-L-cysteine S-palmitoylation; protein targeting to membrane.